This is a messenger RNA of Aspergillus terreus NIH2624, 648 nucleotides long. Its product is annotated as rRNA-processing protein RRP17. The transcript has 2 exons. Gene Ontology annotation, molecular function: RNA binding. Lineage: Eukaryota; Fungi; Ascomycota; Eurotiomycetes; Eurotiales; Aspergillaceae. Gene Ontology annotation, cellular component: nucleolus. The record is from RefSeq and is a predicted model, not a curated record. Bases 1 to 648 code for a protein of 215 amino acids.
AUGGGACCCCACGCCAAACGACGCAAGGUCUCCAAGGUCGAAGAAAUCACUUUCGAUCAUACCGCCCGACAGCAAUUCCUCACAGGCUUUCGCAAACGCAAGCAACAACGGAUAAAACAUGCGCAGGAAAUCGCCGAGCAAAAGGCCCGGGAGAUCAAGAGAGAAGAACGCAGACGGAUUCGCGAAGAACGAACCGCCGAAUUCCAACGUGCGAUGGAAGAGCACAAGAAGCAACUGAAAAGGCUCAAUGAGGAAGACACGGAUGGCGAGACUACGGGAUCUGGCAGUGAACAUGAGGGCGACGAGUGGGAAGGAUUCGAAGAACCCCCCGCGGUGGACUACGAAGCCGAGUAUAUCGACGAAGACAAGUACACGACUGUGACUGUGGAGGAGAUGGACCCAUCUCGGGAAGGGUUACUCAAAUCGCAGGCGGAAGAGGACUCCGAAGAUGAAGUUCAGACGUCAAAAUCCGAGGCUGACUUGCAAUCGAAACAAGCGGCGGAAAAGACGAAAAAGAAGUCAUCCGACACCAAGCCGAAGAAGAAGAAAAAGAAGUUCCGAUACGAGAGCAAGGAGGAACGGAAGCUCGCCCGAGCGAAAGAACGCAUGUCUAGGGCGAGAAAAGCGCAGGCACGGCGCGAGCGAUGA